UGAUCGAUUAAUUGAAAGCCCGGACCGAUAUUGACAUUAUGCUACCCUGUUGCUAAGAAACUGCGCCCGUGUCUACGUCAUUUGGGAUCUGUUUGUGACAACGUCGCUCAACUUGAAUUAACCUAAUAUACUUCUAAAAGAAAGAAAAAAACAGUCUAGGGGGUAUGCCGUUGAUGUUGGAACAGCUGGUUCCGAACAACAGGACAGGAAAAUAUUAAAAACCGGCACACAAAACACAAAUUAUACAUCUAUGAGAAACUCAACGCAUCUGAACUUCAGUCACAGCGUCCCGUUUGAGAAUAUAGGGCUGUACCAACUGCGGCAUAGUGAGGGGCGGGGGGGUGUACCUGAAUUACAAUUGUAUUAACUGGAAAAGAUAACAGCUACAAACAGCUCGUUUGCAAUGUUUUAAAUCGAAAGUAUAUUGUAAUGUUUAAGUAAAAUAGCCUUGGUGUCACAGUUCGUUGGUUGAGGUCUAUAUUAGACGAAGACCCCCACUUCACGGUGUGUGCUUUGCGAUUGAUAUAUCCCUCUUCCCGCGGCCCCGCCCCCGUUCUGUGUGGCGGGAGACAGAGCCGUUCGGUCACCAAGGAGACGAGACCGGGGAGCUUGAGGUGCCUGUUUACCCUGGAGAGAAGAAUCGAGACGGUCCGAGCGAGUGACUAAAGGACUAGAGACGUGCUGCAGAUCCCACUGACAAUACCUCAAGACUGUCUUAUCUUGGUGAAAGUGAAGGAAGAAAGAUGGAGUCUGUUUACAUUAAACAGGAGGAGGUUUUGGAAUUGGUACCUAUCUGCAUUAAACAGGAGAUGCCUGAACUGGAGCCUGUCCACAUUAAAGAAGAGACUGAACUGGAGGCUGUCCACAUGAAAGAAGAAGAGACUGAACUGGAGCCUGUCCACAUGAAAGAAGAAGAGACUGAACUGGAGCCUGUCCAUAUUAAACAAGAAGAGACUGAACUGGAGCCUGUCCACAUUAAACAAGAGACUGAACUGGAGCCUGUCCACAUUGAAGAAGAAGAGACUGAUCUGGAGCCUGUCCACAUUAAAGAGAAGUCUAAGGACAAUGUGCUGUUUAAGGAUUCAAAAAACACAUUCCGGACAAAGGUAUCACAUCAAUGUACUGACUGUGGGAAGAGCUUCAGUCAGUCAGGACCCCUAAAAGCACACCAGCGAAUUCACACUGGAGAGAAGCCGUAUCACUGUGCUGACUGUGGGAAGAGCUUCAGUCAGUUAGGAAACCUAAAAUCACACCAGAGAAUUCACACUGGAGAGAAGCGGUAUCACUGUGCUGACUGUGGGAAGAGCUUCAGUAUUGCAGGAAACCUAAAAUUGCACCAGAGAAUUCACACUGGAGAGAAGCCGUAUCACUGUUCUGACUGUGGGAAGAGCUUCAGUCAUUUACACAGCCUAAAAAUGCAUAAGCAAAAUCACACUGGAGAGAAGCCGUAUCUCUGUUCUGACUGUGGGAAGAGCUUCAGUCAGUCAGGACCCCUAAAAGCACACCAGCGAAUUCACACUGGAGAGAAGCCGUAUCACUGUGCUGACUGUGGGAAGAGCUUCAGACAGUUAGGAAACCUUAAAACACACCAGAGAAUUCACAUUGGAGAGAAGCGGUAUCACUGUGCUGACUGUGGGAAGAGCUUCAGUAUUGCAGGAAACCUAAAAUCACACCAGAGAAUUCACACUGGAGAGAAGCCGUAUCACUGUUCUGACUGUGGGAAGAGCUUCAGUCAGUUAGGAAACCUAAAAUCACACCAGAGAAUUCACACUGGAGAGAAGCCGUAUCACUGUUCUGACUGUGGGAAGAGCUUCAGUCAUUUACUAAGCCUAAAACUGCAUAAGCAGAAUCACACUGGAGAGAAGCCAUAUCAAUGUACUGACUGUGGGAAGAGCUUCAGUCAGUUAGGAAACCUAAAAUCACACCAGAGAAUUCACACUGGAGAGAAGCCGUAUCACUGUGCUGACUGUGGGAAGAGCUUCAGUCAGUUAGGAAACCUAAAAUCACACCAGAGAAUUCACACUGGAGAGAAGCGGUAUCACUGUGCUGACUGUGGGAAGAGCUUCAGUCAGUUAGGACACCUACAAUCACACCAGAGAAUUCACACUGGAGAGAAGCCGUAUCACUGUUCUGACUGUGGGAAGAGCUUCAGUCAUUUACUAAGCCUAAAACUGCAUAAGCAGAAUCACACUGGAGAGAAGCCAUAUCACUGUUCUGACUGUGGGAAUUGCUUUAGUCAGCCAGUAAGCCUAAAAAUACACCAGAUAACUCACACUGGAGAGAAGCCAUAUCACUGUUCUGAUUGUGGGAAGAGCUUUAGUCGGUCAGGAAGCCUAAAAAUACACCAGCGAAUUCACACUGGAGAGAAGCCAUAUCACUGUUCUGACUGUGGGAAUUGCUUUAGUCAGCCAGAAAGCCUAAAAAUACACCAGCGAAUUCACACUGGAGAGAAGCCGUAUCACUGUUCUGAUUGUGGGAAGAGCUUUAGUCAGUCGGGAAGCCUAAAAAUACACCAGCGAAUUCACACUGGAGAGAAGCCAUAUCAAUGUAUUGACUGUGGGAAGAGCUUCAGUCAGUUAGGAAACCUAAAAUCACACCAGCGAAUUCACACUGGAGAGAAGCCGUAUCACUGUGCUGACUGUGGGAAGAGCUUCAGUAUUGCAGGAAACCUAAAAAAACACCAGAGAAUUCACACUGGAGAGAAGCGGUAUCACUGUGCUGACUGUGGGAAGAGCUUCAGUCAGUCAGGACCCCUAAAAGCACACCAGAGAAUUCACACUGGAGAGAAGCCGUAUCACUGUGCUGACUGUGGGAAGAGCUUCAGUAUUGCAGGAAGCCUAAAAUCACACCAGAGAAUUCACACUGGAGAGAAGCCGUAUCACUGUGCUGACUGUGGGAAGAGCUUCAGUCAGUUAGGAAACCUAAAAUCACACCAGAGAAUUCACACUGGAGAGAAGCCGUAUCACUGUUCUGACUGUGGGAAGAGCUUCAGUCAUUUACUAAGCCUAAAACUGCAUAAGCAGAAUCACACUGGAGAGAAGCCAUAUCACUGUUCUGAUUGUGACAAGAGAUUUCUUUACAAGAGUCAAGUAAAAAAGCAUAAAUGCCAUUUUUGAAAAUGCAAAUGAAACUGAUAGAAAUCAACAUUCCAGGCAGUGUUACAAUGGUCCUUGUUUUCGGUUCUUCCAUUCCAGGUCUUUGUUUCAACCAGAUUGGAAAUGAAUGAAUCAACCUUCUGAUAAACCAUUCAGGACCUCAUUGGAAGUGAGGGCCACUACUCUAUAGGAAUCAACACUGAGUGUGAUGCUCCUGUGACCGUUCUGUAAAGUAAACCUGUUCAUGCGCCAACCUAAGAGGAUGUCAUCAUGCUUUAGUAUAAAUGAGAGGAGGAGUGUGGGCCAAAGCAGCUGUCAGAUGUGUGCUUGUAUUUACAUCCUUGAAUUUCUUUUGUACAGCCAUGUUCAUUUUUUUUAAUGCCAAAUGCAGUGUGAUGAAUAACGGUAAACUAUGUAGUCUUUCAAUAAAAGUCGU
Messenger RNA from Acipenser ruthenus (sterlet), 3531 nucleotides. RefSeq names its product zinc finger protein 271-like. The transcript has 5 exons. Gene Ontology annotation, biological process: central nervous system development; regulation of transcription by RNA polymerase II. Gene Ontology annotation, cellular component: nucleus. Bases 744 to 3116 code for a protein of 790 amino acids. The record is from RefSeq and is a predicted model, not a curated record. Gene Ontology annotation, molecular function: DNA-binding transcription factor activity, RNA polymerase II-specific; RNA polymerase II cis-regulatory region sequence-specific DNA binding. Lineage: Eukaryota; Metazoa; Chordata; Actinopteri; Acipenseriformes; Acipenseridae.